ACACGUCUGCGCGAGCCGGCGUGACCCGGAAGCAGUUCUUCGGCCCUGUGACACGUAGCGACGGGCUAGAAUAGCUGUGCAGCGCAGCUUGUUGCCUUUUCGCGUGGCACCGUGGUCCUUUCCCUCACGACUCACUCUCGAUCUUCGUCCUGACGCGGUUUCUACUCCUUAUACGCGACCUUCCGGGACUCUUCGCUUUCCUGUCGGGCUUGGAGCUUUAUUUUGCAAGGCGGCAGUCGUGCCGGCCCUGUAAAGCUCUGUUUGAAGAUCUUUUGCGAUGUCAGGUUUUGAUAAUGUAAACACGGAUUUCUACCAGACAAGUUAUAGCAUCGAUGACCAGUCUCAACAAACCUAUGAUUAUGGAGGAAGUGGAGGACCCUAUAGCAAACAGUAUGCUGGCUAUGACUACUCACAGCAUGGCCGAUUUGUCCCUCCAGACAUGAUGCAGCCACAGCAACCAUACACUGGUCAGAUUUUCCAGCCAGCUCAGGCAUAUACUCCAGCUACACCUCAACCAUUCUAUGGAAACAGCUUUGAGGAUGAACCACCUUUAUUAGAAGAGUUAGGUAUCAAUUUUGACCACAUCUGGCAAAAAACACUAACAGUGCUACAUCCAUUAAAAGUAGCAGAUGGCAGCAUCAUGAAUGAAACUGAUCUGGCAGGACCAAUGGUUUUUUGCCUUGCUUUUGGAGCCACAUUGUUACUGGCUGGCAAAAUCCAGUUUGGCUAUGUGUAUGGAAUCAGUGCAAUUGGAUGUCUAGGAAUGUUUUGUUUAUUAAACUUAAUGAGUAUGACAGGUGUUUCAUUUGGUUGUGUGGCAAGUGUCCUUGGAUAUUGUCUUCUUCCCAUGAUCCUACUUUCCAGCUUUGCAGUGAUAUUUUCUUUACAAGGAAUGUUAGGAAUCAUUCUCACUGCUGGGAUUAUUGGAUGGUGUAGUUUUUCUGCUUCCAAGAUUUUUAUUUCUGCAUUAGCCAUGGAAGGGCAGCAACUUUUAGUAGCAUAUCCUUGUGCUUUGUUAUAUGGAGUCUUUGCCCUCAUUUCUGUCUUUUGAACGGAGUUUAUCUGGAAUGUGGACAUCAGUGGGCCAAAUACACCAAGAGAACCUUGAACUCUUAAAUUGGACCAUCGAACUGCUGCGGUGCAACUCUGAAGCAAAUUUAUGGUGGACAUUGGAGCAAUGGAAGUAAACACAAAUGUUUUGUUCAUUUUUAUGGAACUUUUGAACACUAUAUUGAAUUUAUCUGCAGUGUGACUAGCUUUAAGUGUCUGUGCUGUUUCCUUUUCCUGCAGCCUUUGAAAAACAACUAUUUUUUUCUUACAAAUUAUAUUAUGAUGUUUUUGAUAGAUUUUUAUUAACUGUGGGAAAACAACCACAAAGCUCAUAAUCCUUCUUAAAAACAACCGAAUUAUAGUAAAGAGACACAACACUUAUUGCAGAAAUGUUUUUCCUAGGAAUUAGGAAAGAAAAUUGUCUAUGUUCUCAAGUUAGGAACACUCAAGCAAAAAAUAAAAAAUCCCAAUGCAGAGUUCUGAGUUUGCAGUUCAAAAAUUUGACAUUCCUGUAAAUUCAGUUUUGAAAAGUUUAUAGUCUACCUUAUUGUAGAUAAAAAAUGUGAACUGCUGUUCAAAUAUUAAUGUUCAUUAAACCUGGACAUUUAAUGAUUGAUUAGGUCUCCACCUUUCCCAAGAAAAAGAUAAUCGCUAACCUUUUUUUUUUCCUGCUAACCUUUUUUAAAAAAAUAAAUAAAAUUUCACAAUUUCAGCAUUUCAGUUAUCAAUGUAAAGUACAU
This is a messenger RNA of Fukomys damarensis (Damara mole-rat), 1790 nucleotides long. It is a transcript of the gene Yipf5, whose product is annotated as Yip1 domain family member 5. The transcript is spliced from 7 exons. Lineage: Eukaryota; Metazoa; Chordata; Mammalia; Rodentia; Bathyergidae. The record is from RefSeq and is a predicted model, not a curated record. The coding region runs from base 278 to 1051 and encodes 257 amino acids. Gene Ontology annotation, cellular component: membrane; trans-Golgi network. Gene Ontology annotation, biological process: endoplasmic reticulum to Golgi vesicle-mediated transport; vesicle fusion with Golgi apparatus; regulation of ER to Golgi vesicle-mediated transport.